Mesitornis unicolor (brown roatelo) is the source of this 676-nucleotide messenger RNA. It is a transcript of the gene FAM167A, whose product is annotated as family with sequence similarity 167, member A. Bases 1 to 645 code for a protein of 214 amino acids. The record is from RefSeq and is a predicted model, not a curated record. NCBI's taxonomy places the organism in Eukaryota, Metazoa, Chordata, Aves, Mesitornithiformes, Mesitornithidae. The transcript has 2 exons.
AUGUCUCUACCCAAAAUCCAAAUAGAAGAGGCUCCAGACAGCACAGAUACUGGCUCUGGAGGUGCUGCUCCUCCUGAUGACCACCUAAGGAGCCUGAAGGCGCUGACGGAGAAGUUGAAACUGGAAACCAGGCGGCCGUCUUAUUUGGAGUGGAAAGCCAAGCUGGAGGAGCAGGCAUGGAAGAGCCCCCAACCCACGGGAGAGGAGGAGGAGGAGGAGGCAUCUGAGGCCAAAAAGGCCAUGGGAGAGACUGUCCCCUUGAGGAAGGUGCAGCUGCACCUCAAUGGGAGCCCUGCCCAGGACAAGGUGACUCUUACCUCAGGGAGGAUAGGUGGCUUCGAGAGCAUUGACGAAGCUUUGACGUGGCUCAGGAAGGAACUGGCAGAAAUGCGCCUGCAGGACCAGCAGCUGGCGAGGCAGCUCAUGCGGCUCCGCAGCGACAUCAACAAGCUGAAGAUCGAGCAGACCUGCCACCUCCACCAGCGCAUGCUCAACGACGCCACUUACGAGCUGGAGGAGAGGGACGAGCUCUCCGACCUCUUCUGUGACUUCCCCCUGGUGAACUCCUUCAGCCUCUCCACGCCGCUCAAGCUCAUUGGAGUCACCAAGAUGAACAUCAACUCCCGCCGGUUCUCGCUGUGUUGAAGUGGGGGAAGAAGAGGGAAGGUUGGGGAAG